Acanthochromis polyacanthus (spiny chromis) is the source of this 5689-nucleotide messenger RNA. RefSeq names its product integrin, alpha 9 (gene itga9). The transcript has 28 exons. Gene Ontology annotation, cellular component: external side of plasma membrane; integrin complex. Gene Ontology annotation, biological process: cell-matrix adhesion; cell-cell adhesion; cell adhesion mediated by integrin. The coding region runs from base 264 to 3359 and encodes 1031 amino acids. NCBI's taxonomy places the organism in Eukaryota, Metazoa, Chordata, Actinopteri, Pomacentridae. The record is from RefSeq and is a predicted model, not a curated record. Gene Ontology annotation, molecular function: integrin binding.
CUCCACGACAAGGCAGCCUGCGAGCAGUAACUUUCUCAGAUUGACACAGAAUGGAGAGAAGCUGACGCACCGUUAUUUACCGGACCGUUAACUCUUCUCCUCCAGCCUUUCCUCAUGCCAUCGCAGCCUCCAUGCUGUGUUGAAGCAAGAAAAAAGACCUGAAAGAUACUUUGUAAAACUUUCUCCACUGAAGAGCCUGGCAGUUGGUUCUUAUCGUUUUUUCUCUAAUUUUUUUUUUGGACACUUUCACAGCGUUAUUACGCAUGAUGCGCAAAGGGAUGGCUUCUCUGCGGAAACACAAAACGGGAGUACAAAGUGUUUUUUAUGUCUGUCUCUCCAUUUCAGUGGCUUAUUCUUACAAUGUAGACUUAGAACAUCCUUUAGUGUUCCGCGGACCAAAUUCUAGUUUUUUUGGGUACUCUGUGCUGGAGCAUUAUCAUGACAACACACGCUGGGUAAUAGUUGGGGCACCGAGGGCAAACUCUUCCUACAGUAGCUCUGUGCACUCUCCUGGAGCUGUAUAUAAGUGUAGAGUCCACAGCAACCCAGAGCGCCGCUGCACAGAGAUGGAUCUGGGAAGAGGAAACAAGCCGAGAGAGUCGUGUGGGAAGACUUGCCAAGGAGACAGGGACGAUGAGUGGAUGGGGGUCAGCUUGGCCCGCCAGGACAGAGCCAACGGCAAAAUACUGGCUUGUGCUCACCGCUGGAAAAACGUGUACUACGACUCAGAGCACAUCCUUCCACAUGGGUACUGCUCCAUCAUACCUCCAACGCUUCAGGGCAGGACGAAGCCGCUCAUCCCUUGUUAUGAAGACUAUAAGCAGAAGUAUGGGGAAGAGCACGGCUCAUGCCAAGCUGGGAUUGCGGGAGUUUUUACAGAGGAGCUGGUGGUGAUGGGUGCACCGGGGUCAUACUACUGGACGGGGACGAUCAAGGUGUACAACCUGACCUCUGACACCUUCUACAGCCCCAACAAAGACGAUGUCGACUCCCACAGAUACAGCUACCUUGGCUACGCUGUGACUGCUGGACACUUCUCCUCUCCUAAUGUAAUAGACAUAGCUGCAGGGGCGCCUCAGCACAGCGGCAGUGGAAAAGUUUACAUUUUCAAAAUUGAUGGUGCGUCUUUGGUGAAGAGUUUUCAAGCCUCAGGGAAAAUGAUGGGCUCUUACUUUGGCUCCUCAUUGUGUGCAGUUGAUCUGAACCAGGACGGCCUGUCGGAUCUGCUGGUGGGGGCACCCAUGCACAGCCAGCUCCGGGAUGAGGGCCAGGUGACUGUGUACCUCAGCAAGGGCAACGGUGUGAUGGAAGAAGACGCUGUGUUGACUGGUGAUAAUGCUUUCAAUGCGCACUUCGGGGAGUCGAUUGCUGCAAUUGGAGACAUAGAUGACGACGGUUAUCAAGAUGUAGCUAUAGGAGCGCCUAAAGAGGAUGACUAUGCAGGAGCUGUGUACAUCUACCACGGAGACGCCGCAGGAAUCACCAGAAAAUACUCCAUGAAACUGUCUGGACGCAGUGUAAACCCUGGUCUGCAGAUGUUUGGCCAGUCCAUCUCUGGCAUGGUGGACAUGGAUGGCAACGGAUACACAGAUAUCACCAUUGGAGCUUUUAUGGCGGAUAGUGUGGUGCUGCUGAGGUCCCGGCCUGUUAUUACAGUGGAUAUCUCCAUCUUUCUUCCCGUCUCCAUCAACAUCUCCGUGCCUCAGUGCCAUGAGGGCCACCAGAACCUGAACUGCUUCAACGUCACCGUCUGCAUGCGUUUCCGAGGUCGACAGCUGCCUGGACAAAUAGAGUUGCUGUACAACUUGACUGCUGAUGUGGAUAAGCGAGAAAAGAGCCAGCCUUCCCGGAUUUACUUUGCCCAGGGCGGAUCUCAGGUCAGCCAGAUGAGCCAGCAGCUCAGCCUGGACAUCAACAGAGAGCAGUGCCAGCGCUACACUGCCUACGUUAAGAAAGAUGUGAAGGACGUGUUCACAGCCAUCACAUUCGAGGUGGCCUAUAGUCUGGGGAGGCACAUGCUGACGGGACACCAGGACCGAGACCUGCCAGCGCUCACUCCAGUGCUACGAUGGAGGAAAGGGAACAAGAUUGCAGUGAGGAAUGAGACUUGGUUUGAGAAGAACUGCCUGUCAGACGACUGUGCUGCAGACCUCAGGCUUCAUGGGAAACUGCUGCUCUCUGGAUUACAUAGUAAACCCCAUCUGGCCCUCGGAGGAGUGAAGAACGUCUCCUUGAACCUGACCAUCUCUAACGCUGGAGAUGACGCCUACGACACCAACAUCUACUUCAACUUCUCCAGAGAGGUUUUCUACAUCAACUACUGGCAGAAGGAAGAGAAGGGUAUUUCCUGUGCACUUGUUGAUUUGGACUUCCUCAAAUGCAGAGUGGGAUUUCCCUUCAUGAGAGCGCAGACUAAGUAUCAUUUUGCAGUGAUUUUUGACACCAGUCAGCUCUCUGGGGAAAAUGAUACGUUGCAGUUCUUAGUUCAAGCAAAAAGCGCCAAUCCUGAGCACAAACUCUCCGACAACAGUUUAGAUCUUUCCAUCCCUCUGAUUCAUGAGACAGACACCACUAUUACUGGUGUGGUAGCACCGAGCUCUUUUGUCUACGGAAACUCCAUCGAUGCCUCCCGCUUCAUCCAGCUAGAAGACAUGGAGUGCAACUUUCAGCUUCUCAAUCUCACUUUCCAGGCCAUAAACAAGGGGCCCAGCAGGCUGCCUGGCUCCACUGUGGACAUCAGGAUACCUAACCGGCUGGCUGGCAGCGGAGCUGACAUGUUCCACAUCAUUGAAACACAGGUGGCCGAUGGUCGAGGGAACUGCACCCCUCACAAGAACCCGACACCGUGCACCAUCCCCCAGGACAGAGAGAGCAUCUUCCACUCCAUAUUUGCCUUCUUCACCAAAUCAGGGCGCAAAGUCUUGGACUGCGACCGGCCUGGAAGAGCAUGUAUGACGAUCUCCUGCAGUCUGGGACCGCAGCUAAAGGAAGAAGCUUUGAGCAUAGAUGUAAAACUUCUGCUGAACACUGAAAUCCUGAAGAGGGAUAGUUCCUCUGUCAUCCAGUUUGUGACGAGGGGAAGCGUGCAAGUAAAUGACAGGGCAGUAGAGGUGCCAAAUGGCCUGCCGGAGGACAUUUCUCUGGUGUUCGAGGCGCUCCACAGUCAAGAGCCGAGGGGUUACAUCGUUGGCUGGAUCAUUGCCAUCAGUCUGCUGGUGGGAAUCCUCAUCUUUUUGCUGUUAGCUGUGCUACUCUGGAAGAUGGGAUUCUUCCGUCGGCGCUAUAGAGAGAUCAUCGAGGCUGAGAAGAACAGGAAGGACAGUGAUGAAAGCUGGGACUGGAUGGAAAAGAACCACUGAGACUUGCAGUGGAGGUCCCGGAGGAGCCAAUGAGAUUAGGGAUUGGGUCGAGAAGGAUCCAAUAGCACGGGGUCUCUCAGCCCAGCCGCCCCAGUGGCACCAGGCCCUUCAAGUCUUCCAUAUGUGGAAGAGAGGAAUAUUCUCCAUAUUUUUUGGAGACUUUUUUUUUUGUGGGUGGGGGGUCCAGGAAACAGGCUUCUGAGGUGACAGUGUGGCUUGCCAGAGGACACUUGCUGUGGAAUUCAGCUAAUCUCAAAGGACGUAACUCCCAGCCAGCGGAGCGGAGCUGUUGAUGGAGACCCACAUCCGUACGGGGAUGUGGAGACGGCAUGAAUACUGGUGGACAACAAAACCCUCAGGGCUGUGUUACAUAGCAAAUUUAUUUUUAUACAUACACUUUAAGCCAUAUUGUAUAAAACUGAGCUUCUAGAAGAGUUGGGGUUUUGAAGGCCAUUAUAAACAUACUGUACCUACAGUAUGUUUUCUUAAAAGCACUGAUGUUUGAUAAGAAUGAAUGCCUUGGCUCUAUAGCUUUACUUUUUGUGCCAAAGAUAUGUCCCGAAUAGUACAUGAUUGAAGUCAUUUGUAUAGUCAGUCCAUCCCAGUUGCUGGGAAUCAAAGAUUGUAUCUUUUCUGUACUAUUUCUGCCUUAUGAGUAUCUUUUCUUUACACAUAUGACUUCUCCUGCAGAUUAUCAGCCAGAGCUAAUUCUGUGCUGUAAUGCUCAGACACACAGUGACUAAAAUGCACUGUCCCCGUGUCAUCCACCAGUGUUGUUAAAGCUGACUCAGAAGCUCUGAAGACUCAGUGUAAGAGCACUCUGAAGUCUUUAGGAUCGUGUUCAGGAUGUGGUAAUCAACACAACUAUGGAGUUCUCUGUUAACACUUUAUUUGCCGUGUUUCCUUUAUUGUCCAUGCCUAAAAUGCAAAAUGAAAAGGGUUGUAAAUUAUGUCGUAAAGGCCGACGUUCACAUUUUAAGCUUUGUGAGUUUCCAUAAGCAUUCCAAUUGUUCUGGUCUGACUUUUAACCAAGUUGUUUCGAGGUGAUGAUAUACAUACCUUACAUAUUUUGAUAGAAUUACAUUUUAAUCUUAAUUCUUGAAAUGUUUUAAAAGUGCAAUGCGUAGUAGAGCAAAUAAUCUGGUGCUGCUUUUGCAAGAACUAAUUGCUCAGGUAUGCAGCAGGUUUUUCAGAUAGACCCCUGAAAGUGAACGGAUCUCACACAGUAACCAGUAUUUCACUGUCUGUCGUGACUUGAGAGCUGAUGGUGAUUUAUUUGCAAAACCCUUCCAGACUUCACCUAAGCAGACCAUAUUUGAUUUUACUAUUAUGUUAUUAGGCAUUGGGUUUUAGAGUGAAAUAUGAGCCACAUUACUCUCCACGGCCAGAUGAAAGUCUGCACUGGGAGUCUACCUACAGUCGUUUACAGGGGCCCAUGGUAUGAGUAAUGCCCUAAAAAUAGGUGGGAAUAUGCUGCACUCAAUGACUACACAGAAACGAGCUCUUUGGGGCUCACGGGAAAAGCUCAUUUUAAGUCAGUGCGGAGGAAUGUCAGCGCCCUGAAAAUCUGCCACCAUUCAAAUCCACAUCUCCUCUGUGCUUCAAUGUUUUCCUCCAGCAUGUUCUUACGAGUCUUUUAAAUGCGGGGCUUGUUUGUGAAUGAAAACGGUGAAUUACAUUUUAUAUUAAUGGCCCCGAAAGAAGUAAGAUAUUUGCUAUUUUAUACAUUUGAAGAGCUUUGUUGCAAAAUAACAUAAAAAAUAUAUGAUCCAAUUUUUUUGUCAAUUUUGAAAAAUUUAUCAAUGACUAUUGGGUGUUCAUUGAGUUUAUUAAAAUAUAAUAUGCUAGAAUGAAAUCCUUUGGAAUAUUUUUCAGCAAGUCAGAUUUAAACGUGCAAUGCCAAAGAACAAAAGCUUUAUAUUAAUAUGUAAGAAAGACUUCAGUGCUAAGUCACUUUAUGGAUCACUAUGGUUGCUUCGCUUUUUAUUGUGCUGUAUGAUUCUUUUGAUACCAUUUAAUUCCACUGGCAUUACAGCGUAUACUGUACACAUCCACGUUUUCCCUCUGCAUCUGUUAAUUUGAUGCUAUACAUGUAUGCAGAGAAACCGACACUUGACGUUUUUUUUUUUUUUUUGGUAAAGUUUAACUGUGAUGAUUAUAUUUUGAUUCUGUUUGUUGUCACCGUUAAUCACACCGUUAUGUGGGGUUUUGUUCUGAGUAUACUACUGUCACUGAGUAUCAUUUCCAUUAUAGUGUGCUGUAUGUUUGAUGUUUAAAGUCAUGUUCAAGCUGUAUAUUUAUCUGUUGAUAAAUUUUAGAGUGAAAUUUCA